AACGCGGUACGAAGCAAUUGGAAAAAUGGUCGCGAUUUCUGGGAGUUCGCGUUUUGUAACAUCCCUCGUGUAAAACUGUGUCCCCGUGUUAUCUUUCGUCGCAGGCCGAGCCAUCGAUUUUAUCGCCCGACCUGUUGUUAGUGAUAAAAGCUUCCGAUACUCCAACAAGUGGUUGACGUCUGGGGGUCGCAUCUGCACCGGGCAGCGUCUUCCGGUAGUGAAACGGAAGUGAACGUGUCUGCGUGUGUGUGGUGGUGAACAAAUUUAACUAAUUUCCCUCCUACGGGGUGGGGGAGUAAAACGUGACUAAAGUGUGAUAUAUAGAAUCGAAGAGUGUCACGAUGACCGCGAAGGAUGCGACUCGUGCGCCCUCGUCCGGUGAUGUUGCACUUCCUGCGGGUGACGGUACGCGAGCAGAAGGUGGUGAUAAGAUAGUGCUUAAACGCAAGAUCACGCUAAUCAACGGUGUGGGCAUUAUCGUGGGGACGAUUAUCGGUUCCGGAAUCUUCAUCUCGCCGACGGGGGUAUUUGUGUUCACAAAGUCCGUCGGCUCGUCGUUGGUUAUCUGGACGCUGAGUGGAAUCCUGUCGACGCUGGGAGCCCUUUGCUACGCAGAGCUGGGCACGUGUAUCACACGCUCCGGCGGAGACUAUGCGUAUCUGCUGGUCGCCUUCGGACCACUUGUUGGAUUCUUGCGCCUGUGGAUGGCACUGCUUAUCAUUCGUCCUACUACGCAGGCUAUCGUGGCACUCACCUUCGCUCAGUACGCGGUGCGUCCGUUUUUCGAAGAUUGUGCCCCUCCGGAAAAUGCAGUCCGAUUGCUGGCUGCCGUUUGUCUGUGCUUCCUGACGGCCAUCAACUGUAUAUCGACCAAAUGGGCUAUGAAAAUUCAGGACGUUUUUACUAUCGCUAAGCUAACUGCGCUGGUGUCCAUCAUUCUGGCCGGGAUGUACUUUAUGGCAACGGAUUCGCUGGACAACUUUUACAACCCAUGGGAGGGUGAUUACACGCUUUCUAGCUUGGCGUACGCAUUUUACUCGGGGUUGUUCGCAUUCGGUGGCUGGAACUAUUUGAACUUUGUAACGGAAGAGUUGGAAAACCCCUACAAGAACCUUCCCCGUGCGAUCUGGAUUGCGAUGCCCAUGGUAACCGGAAUCUACGUGUUUGUGAACAUGGCAUACUUUGCGGUUGUAUCGCGGCAGGAGAUGCUCGCCUCGAUUGCAGUCGCUGUCUCGUUUGGUAAUCGAAUGUUUGGGUCCGCUGCCUGGUUGAUCCCGAUCUUCGUAGCACUCAGCACGUUCGGAGGUGUGAACGGAAUCCUGUUCACAUCGGCGCGACUCUUCUCGACUGGCGCCCAGGAGGGUCACUUACCGGCCUGGUUUUCGCUGGUGCAUGUCGACCGUCAAACACCGAUACCGGCCCUGAUCUUCACAUGCAUAACCUCCAUCAUAAUGCUGCUGUCGGCCAACGUGUUCGUGUUGAUCAACUAUUUCAGCCAAAUCCUGUGGCUCUCGGUAGCCGCCAGCAUCGCCGGUCUACUUUGGUUGCGGAUUUCCAAACCCAACAUGCCGCGACCGAUCCGAGUCAAUCUGGUACUUCCUGUAACGUUUCUCGUCUGCUGCUUGGGUCUGGUGCUCCUGCCUUCGUUUUCCGAACCGUUCAAUCUACUCGUUGGGCUCGGCAUUACCCUCUCCGGUGUGCCGGUGUACUACGUGUGCAUUGUGUGGCGUAGCAAUGCAAAAUCGAAAAACUUUCUCAUGCAUUGGAUCGAGCGUGGUUGCCAGAUCCUGUUCAACGCAGCUUUCGUCGACUGCCAUCAUGAUCGUAAGAGGGAGCACGAGUUUUCGGAAAUGCAGACGAGCAUCGAAGACAAAAGUGUUAGUCAUUAAGGUUGAAGGCUUAAGGUAAUUGUUGUAAUCGAACAAAGAACCAACCAGAAAUGGUCAUUUGAAGAUCCUGAGGUACGUUUGAGUUGAUAGGCCAUUGUUUCGUACGGCGAAUCUCUACAGAUUGAUUUAUAGUGCUUUACUCGUGGACAUCACUGUUUUCCUAGUGCGCAGGAGUAUAUUUCUGGAAGAAUUUAUGAUAGGUUACGCAUGGCAACGAUACUUACACUUGAGCGGCCAAGAGCAAACGUGAAAUAACACGUGCCAGCUAUACAGAUGUUAGGAGGGAUUCUCGAUGCAUGUUGUUUUUAAUGACUUUAAAGAGCGAAUGCUACUUAUGUACGUGCAUUAUACUGAACCAACACGAUAGCUAACACCGGUGACGUUGGGCUAAACCGUUGCCGGUGUUACGUGAACUUCUUGCUUAUAUAUCAUAGUACUUAUUGAUCUAUGUGCGUGUAAGAUUUAUCACAAAUAAACAACAUAAAAAGUAU
Molecule: messenger RNA, 2380 nt
Organism: Anopheles bellator
Lineage: Eukaryota; Metazoa; Arthropoda; Insecta; Diptera; Culicidae
Gene: JhI-21
Product: Y+L amino acid transporter 2
Exons: 5
Coding region: 342-1889 (515 amino acids)
Biological process (GO): amino acid transmembrane transport
Cellular component (GO): membrane
Molecular function (GO): L-amino acid transmembrane transporter activity
Source: RefSeq, a predicted model, not a curated record